GAAUGCAGCACCAGGUCGGUUUCUACGGCAACGUCUGACAACAGAGAGGAAGAUGGUUUACAUCACAGAGGACAUGGUCCGCCGACGGGCAGAACACAACGAGUGUGAGAUCUUCUCCCUCGAGGAAGUUUCUCUGCAUCAGCAGGACAUCGAGAGGAUCGAGCACAUCGACAGGUGGUGCAGGGACCUGAAGAUCCUCUACCUGCAAAACAACCUCAUCCCCAGGAUAGAGAACGUUGGUCGCCUGAAGAAGCUGCAGUAUUUGAAUCUGGCCUUGAACAACAUUGAAGUAAUUGAAAACCUUGAAGGCUGUGAGAGCCUCCAGAAACUGGAUCUGACUGUGAACUUUGUGGGCCGCCUGAGCAGCGUGGAGUCUCUGCAACGCAACGUCCACCUGACGGAGAUGUUUCUGGUGGGGAACCCCUGCGCUGAGUUUCAGGGCUACAGGCAGUAUGUAGUGGCCUCUCUGCCUCGACUCCAGCGGCUGGACGGGACGGAGAUCAGCCGGUCGGAGAGGAUUCGAGCCGCUCAGGGACUGGAGCAGGUGGAGAGACGAGUCCGGGAGCAGGAGAACGUUUACCUGAAGAGGAGAGCCAGGGAGACCGAGGAGGCACAGGGAAAGGAAGCAGGAGAGGAGAAAGGAAACAAGGAGAGGAAAGCAGGCUUCGACGGCCGCUGGUACACUGACAUCAACAACACAGCUCCAGUGUUGGGGGAGAAUAAGGAGAACCAGGAGGUGAAGGAGAACAGGGCGAGCCCUGACCUGGAUGAUGAGCGGCGGGAGAAGGAGUUCUGGCACACGCCGUGUUCCUUCACCCCCGAGUCUCGUGUGGAGGUUCACCGACACCUGGAGGAGAAGAAGAAGACGAAGGAGAAGGAGAGAGAGAAGAAGCCGAAGGCCCCGAGGACGCUGAUCACUGAUAAAGGACGAGUUAUGAACGUCAACGAGCCCAAACUCGACUUCGCUCUCACAGAAGAUGAAGAAAACAACACGAUUGUCUUGAACCUGGAAGUGUUCAGACACAUGGACUCCUCUCUGAUUGACGUGGACGUUCAGCCGACGUACGCCAGAGUCAUCGUCAAAGGAAAGAUAUUUCAGAUGGUCCUGCCUGCUGAAGUGAAGCCCGACAGCUCGACGGCUCAGAGAUCCCAAACCACGGGACACCUGGUCCUCACCAUGCCCAGGGUUGAAGGUGAAAUCAAAGGGACAAACAUCGUCCCCCGUCCGCCCAGAGUGUGUCGAAGCCGCCGCCGCCCGUCUGAAGACAAUAACAGAAACAAUGUUCCUGAGAGGCUGGAAGUGGAGCCCAGCGAGCUCACAGCUGUCGACCUUGCCAACAUCGUGUCGUGCCGGAGCGUCAAAGGAGGUCCACUGGAAACGUCCCGGAUAGCUCCACCUCCCGCCACAGGUCACAGCAGCUUCUCCGACGGGUUCGUGGACGACCCUGAUGUCCCCCCUCUGGUAUAAGACUGAAAUGCUAAGUUGUGUAGCCCUAUAUGGGGGUCACAACACUGAAUCAGAUCCUCUGCCUCAGUCGAACUCUGGAGAAUUGUAGAGAUACUACCUGCUACUUUCUGUCUGUCCCAAUGCAACGUCAAACAAACGAGUGAGACUGUUGAACCUACAGGUAACGACAACAGUGUGAACUGUCUGUUCUUGUGUCUUUCAUAUCAAUAAAGGUUUGGAAUUCCAGACAAUAAAUUGUAAUAAAUUCAAAACGUAUUAAUUAUCAUCCUCGAUGGACAACUUGGACAAAGACUUUAAACAUGUGACGUGAGACUUCUUCAGAUCUGUGGAACGUUCUCUGCAUGUUUCACGUCAUUCAGUGUCAACAACUGGAGACGUUUCAGUUAAUGGACACUUUAAACUUUAACGCCGUAACUUCUGUUUUUAAAAACAUUGUAAAAGAAAAACACAAAAUAUAAUUACAUAUCAAGAUCUGCUUCUUUGAUAUUCAUGAUAUAUUCAAAUAUUCAUAAGAGCAUUAUAGAUAUUAUGAGAUAUAUACAAACUUGUUCUUGUUGAACUGAAAGGUUUGUCCAUGACCUUUGAACUUCUUUAAACU
This is a messenger RNA of Cottoperca gobio, 2066 nucleotides long. RefSeq names its product dynein axonemal assembly factor 11 (gene dnaaf11). Gene Ontology annotation, molecular function: protein binding. Gene Ontology annotation, biological process: outer dynein arm assembly. NCBI's taxonomy places the organism in Eukaryota, Metazoa, Chordata, Actinopteri, Perciformes, Bovichtidae. The record is from RefSeq and is a predicted model, not a curated record. Bases 53 to 1468 code for a protein of 471 amino acids. Gene Ontology annotation, cellular component: cytoplasm. The transcript is spliced from 12 exons.